Aethalodelphis obliquidens (Pacific white-sided dolphin) is the source of this 2067-nucleotide messenger RNA. It is a transcript of the gene TMEM243, whose product is annotated as transmembrane protein 243. Bases 1231 to 1581 code for a protein of 116 amino acids. The record is from RefSeq and is a predicted model, not a curated record. The transcript has 4 exons. NCBI's taxonomy places the organism in Eukaryota, Metazoa, Chordata, Mammalia, Artiodactyla, Delphinidae.
GCAUCGGCAGGCGGACUGUCAACCACUGCGCCACCAGGGAAGCCCUGCCAUGCUCUUUUUACUGUUGCUUGAGUGGGUUAGGGUUUUGCUGUGAUAGCCCAAGCUUUAGGUCCGUUUUGGAAGCAGGCGAAACAAAUGACUGUGGAAAUGGAAGCGUGCUUUUACCUGUUAGUGUUCCAGGCUGUCCAGAGCCGGGGUUUUUCCUGGUUGCUGAGGACAGAUGCCAGCUUUGGGGUAUUUGGGAUGUUCCCAGAACCACCAUUAACCACCGGAGCAUUUGAAAUGAAUUUGGAGAUUUGUUUUGUAUCAGGGUGCUGGUUAAUGGCUGACCAAGCAAUCUCGGGGGGCUCCUGUGCCUUUUGAUUGCUGGGGAAUAGGUCUGCUCUGGCCCAGGUGCCGCCUGAAGCUGAUGAUCCAGAGCCAUAAAUUGUCAAAACUGGACAGGACCAGAUAUCAGCCCAGUCCUCUCAUGUGAUAGAUCCAGAUGGGUUAGGGGAUCCUUUUGAAGUCACCUAGCUAGUCAGUGAGAUGAGAACCUUGGUCUCCUAACUCUCAUUUCCGGGCCCAUAUGUAUUAGUCUAAGGAUUCUUAGACCUUUUGAACUGCUCACUUUUGCAAAGAGCAUUGAAAGGGAGACUUUAGCCAUUAUCUGGCUGUAUGACCUUGGGCAAAUUGGUCUGACUGAACCCAGUUACUCAUUGGUAAAUGGAGAUAACGUAUUCCUUACUGCUUCACAGAGUUAACCUUCUCUCAUCCCAGGUACAGACACAUUGUAGGCACAACCAUCGUUUUCUCCUUCCCCAUUUCAAAGGAAGACAAAGACGCGCCUCUUGGGCUCAGGCUGCUCUCUCCACCUGUGCAUCGCAUCCCAGCCCUUUCCCUCGCAGCUUCUUUUUUUGUAACAUCCUUCGUGCCCGCUUUCGCUCUGCGUUGUGUGAACUUCUGGAGGGUAGAGAUGGUUUUAUUUGCGGUUGUAUUUGCAUCUGGGAUAUAGUAGAUAAUUUUUUUUCAGCUUUACUGAGAUAAUUGAGAUAAUGUUUAACUGAAUAAAUAAAUGCCUUAAGAGGUAAUGUAUGCUGAGUCCCUCUCGAAGCUAUAUAUGUUUGUGUAUGUAUGUUCAAGUGCUCACAUACAUAAAUCCAUGUAUGUGAGGUAAGACUGUUUCUCAGCCUGUUGCUGAGUCGAUGUCUGUGGGAAGACAGCGAAUUCCCUGUCCUGUCAUCUCUGCGGAUGAAGAUUAAGGCUGGGGCUUCCUUGGUGGCGCAGUGGUUGAGAGUCCGCCUGCCGAUGCAGGGGACACAGGAUCGAAUCAUCAAUUUAGUUGUUGGCAGCUUAACAUCCUUGUUGAUUCUAGUAACGCUGAUCAGUGCUUUUGUUUUCCCUCAACUACCUCCAAAACCACUGAAUAUAUUUUUUGCUGUCUGCAUCUCUUUGAGUAGUAUUACUGCCUGCAUACUUAUCUACUGGUAUCGACAAGGAGACUUAGAACCGAAAUUUAGAAACCUAAUUUACUAUAUCUUAUUUUCUAUCAUCAUGUUAUGUAUAUGUGCGAAUUUGUACUUCCAUGAUGUGGGAAAGUGAGUCUGCCAAGGAGAAAUACUUACCAGGUCUCUUCAAAGCUAUAUAUUUGGACUUGAAUAAGAACUGGAUAAGGUAUGCUGAACAAUCUCCUGCAUAAGUCUGAUACAUGAUUUUCAUGUUAAUUUUAAAUCUAAAUUCCCUCUUGCAGGGGAGACAUAUCCUAGAUCCUUUGCUUUUUCUUUAAGGAGCUGAUGUUGCACUUAAACAUUCCCCCUUAAAGCUCAAACAGCACAAGUCAUUUUCACUUUUGAAAUUAAAAUUUUUUAUAAUGGAAUUGCAUGGUGAAAGGCUAUGCAACAAACAAUCUUGCAUUUUAAGACAAAUACUCUUUUAUUUCUGUUAAACUGAAUAUACAAUUAUUGUUCCCUAGGCAACCAACUUUUGCUUAUAACUACAAUUUCACGUUAACAAAAAACACAAGACGGUGAAAAGACAACUUUGAUUGUGUAAAUCUAAUUACAAUAAUAAAUAAAAUAAUUUAUACAA